AUGGCUCUGCGGCGGAAGCUGCUGGUUCUUCUGGUCGUGGUUGCUGCUCUGGCCCCUGGCUUCUGCGUGUCCGACGACGGUAAUCUCACUUUGCCUGCCCGCACUCGAUAGUUUAGUUCUCAGUAGCGUGUACCGUUUACGCGGUGGAGAUCCUCCAGUGAGGGCACUCGCAGCAUCGAAGACUUUUUCGUAGGUGGCAUAAUCUAUGGGCUGGGCUGCAGAACACUUCACAGUUACUCUGUUCUUGGGGAGUAUGCUCUAAUUUUUUAUAGUAUCUUUCCUGUUUGUUAUACCUAUUUUUCUAUGGAUCAUUCACCUGGAAUCUCGAGUAGUUUAUUAAUCCCCACAGCGCGAGGUUCGUGACGUUGAAGUUUUCUGCUGUUUGCGUCUGCAUGUUCAUUGGAGUUAAUGAUGAGCCCUACCUGUCUGAAUGUUUGGCCGUUCCAGCCCGGUCCAUUUAAGAGCUUCGGUCUUCUAAUCUCUGAGUUUUUUUGGGUCUUCACCCUCUCUCGUUCUCGUUUUCCCACGUCCCUCUGGUCUCAGUGCUCAUCAUCGUAUGUGACCUAGCAGUGACUUUUCGGUUUUCUUAGAUGGGCAUCAACGUUUGGUAUUCAUUCCUUUCUUUCCUUCGUCGAACCUUCUCUGGGUUGUUACUUCGUCGAACCAAUCUAUCUUCCUCCCUCUUACGAUGCAUUUCUGCUUUUCCUCCUAACAUCUCUCUGCGACUUUUCUCUCUCUCUCUCUCUCUCUCUCUCUACAUAUGUAUAUGUCUAUCUCUAUGUCUAUAUCUAUCUCUAUCUCUCUGAACUGUUUGGCACGGGUAUCGGUUUUACACUGACCGAUUGGCUCUCUCUGUGUCUAUAUUUUUAGGUAAGACCCUUCUGGAGAUCAAGAAGUCAUUUCGUAACGUCGAUAACAUCCUCUACGAUUGGACUGAUGGUCCGGCCAGCGACUACUGCUCAUGGAGGGGCGUAACAUGUGACAACAUGACCUUCGGUGUCGUUUCCCUGUAAGAUUACUCUAGCUUUCUCUCUCUCUCUCUCAUCCUUCGAGCGAGGUGGUCGUGUGAAGGUUGUUUGUACAAUAUGCAUUUUCCGUUCACUCUGCGCAUCAUGGUAAAUUUUUUACUUUAUUUUUCAAAUUGCAGUAAUCUUUCUGGGUUAAAUCUGGAUGGAGAAAUAUCGCCAGCAAUUGGGAACCUCAAAAGUCUUGUUAAUCUGUAAGAUUUCUACUAAUCUCUCUCUCUUCUAUCUCUCACACUCUCGCGCCCUCGCACAUUAGUAGUUGCUGUUGGUAUUAGCUUUGUAUUAAUAUAAUGCGGUUGAGUGAUUCCAUUUCUGGGCGGGUUGUUGUAGUGGCCUGAGCUAGAACGAGGUACACGUUGACACAUUUUUGUUGUACUUCAACAGUGACCUCAGAGGAAAUCGUCUCUCUGGACAGAUUCCGGAUGAGAUUGGCGACUGUUCUCUUUUGACCGUUCUGUAAGUGAAGUUCUAGAAGCCAUUAUUUUUUCAACCCCAAUUUUGAUCAAUGGUGGUUAUUACGUGUGACUAGAUUCGCUGCUGUUUGGAACCCUAACAUGUCUUAGAUGAUGGUGUUAUCACAGUGAUUUGUCAUUCAACAACUUAGAUGGUGACAUCCCGUUCUCAAUUUCGAGGUUGAAGCAGCUGGAUACGCUGUAAGUUUUUGGGUUUAAGAGUCUUAACGUCUUUCAGGCUUCCAUUUAUCUUGCUCGCGUACUCAUCACAUGCCUCUGCCUUUGUUUCUAGCAUACUGAAGAAUAACCAACUGAUUGGUCCCAUCCCUUCAACUCUGUCUCAGAUUCCGAACUUGAAGAUCAUGUAAGCUGCCUUGUUUUGUCAUGUGAUGUUGGCCGUUUUUUUCUGACUGCUUAUGCACUGACAACGUAAAAAAAAAAUAGGGAUCUUGCACAAAAUCAGCUGAGUGGAGAAAUACCUAGGCUCAUUUACUGGAACGAAGUCUUGCAGUAUUUGUAAGUGCUCAUCUGAAUAUUAUUACCUUAUAACCCGAUAUGUUUUAUUAGUCUAAUUGAAAUUAAUCUUCAGAGGGCUGCGUGGAAACAACUUGGAAGGGACUCUUUCCCCAGAUAUGUGCCAGUUGACGGGGUUGUGGUUUUUGUGAGUCCCUUGCCCGCCAAUUUUAUUUUUUAUUUUUUAAUGGUUACGUCUGCUCCAGUUCAGUGCUAACAAUCCUUGGUUGCAGUGAUGUGAAGAAUAACAGCUUGACCGGCAGCAUUCCUGAAAGCAUUGGAAACUGUACCAGCUUUCAGGUUUUGUACGUAUAUCAUCCUCCUGCCAGCCAUGGUUUUAGACUUGAAUCGCGGAUUUUUUUGAAAUAGCUGUCUGCCUCCUUCGGUUUCUAGGGAUUUGUCCUACAACCACUUUACUGGAGAGAUUCCAUUCAACAUUGGAUUUCUUCAAGUUGCAACACUGUAUGCGGAUUCUGACUCUUUUGCUUUCAUUCGUUGAUUUUAUAAUAUCGGUCUCUUUUUUUUAGUGUUGCGUUGUCAUUCUGAAGUCGUCGUUUCGCCAUUGUCAGGUCCUUGCAAGGAAACAGAUUCACAGGGAACAUUCCGCCGGUGAUUGGGUUAAUGCAGGCGCUUGCUGUGCUGUAAGUACUGAACAAUGCUCCUAGCGGUUUAAUGUCAUUGAUCUUGAUGUAAGUGUCGAACAGUGAUGUAUCUCACAGUCUCUUUGACUUAUUUUGUUUAGAGACUUGAGCUGUAACCAGCUAAGUGGUCCCAUUCCUCCGAUACUAGGCAACUUAUCAUAUACAGAGAAGCUGUAAGCGGAUAUGAACUUGGUCUCUCUUCUUUCGUUCCUUUUUUGUACCGACCACAUGCACAAGUAGUGGAAGAUCAUUCGAUUUUCUUGUAUGGUGUGAAUUUCAGGUAUUUGCAGGGAAACAAACUCAGUGGGUCCAUACCUCCAGAGCUGGGUAACAUGACUAAACUUCACUAUCUGUAAGCACUUCGGCUCAUUAUCUUCUUCCCUUCAACGCUGGAGAUCUUUUAAGGCUUGUGUUGAACGAAAGUCCGAUGUGUAACAGGGAGCUGAAUGAUAAUGAGCUUACCGGGCAUAUUCCACCGGAGCUUGGGAAGCUCACUGACUUGUUUGACCUGUAUGGUUUUUUUUUACUAAUCGGGACUUCGUGUGCAUAUUUCUGUAAUGCAACUGACAGAAGAUGGAAGCAAUAAUGGGUUCUAAUGGCUGCCGUGCAGGAAUCUUGCUAACAACAAUCUGGAAGGGCCUGUUCCAGAGAAUUUAAGUUCAUGCACAAAUCUUAAUAGCCUGUAAGGAGUUGAGAUUAAAAAUAUCUGAUUCUGUUUUGGGAGCUAUUUCCCUCGAGCUCAAACUGUGUGUUCAUGACAGGAAUGUCCAUGGCAAUCGGCUGAAUGGGUCGAUUCCUCGUGCCUUUGAGAAGCUUGAGAGCAUGACCUACCUGUGAGUUUCGUCCUCCCAUUGACCAUUACGCGUAUGAGGAAGCACGCUUAGAUCUGAAUCAAUUUUUGUGCAGGAACAUGUCGUCUAACAGCUUGAAGGGCCCAAUCCCGAUUGAGCUAUCCAAAAUCGGUAACUUGGACACCCUGUAUGUAUCAGCGUCUGGUGGCUUUCUUGGUAAUUUCUGAUCACAAGUCUGAAGUACUCAAGAUGCAAGCUUUUAUGAAUCUGCAGGGAUAUCUCGCUCAAUAAAAUCACUGGUCCCAUUCCAUCAUCUAUUGGUGAUCUGGAGCACCUCCUGAAAUUGUAUGCUCUCUGUAAAAUUUCUUUUCGUCUAUAUCUCGAAUAGCUUUGCUUCAUUGAUGCAUUAAACUGAUGUCCGCCUUCUUUCUUUCAGAAAUUUGAGCAACAAUUACCUUGGCGGGUCUAUUCCAAACGAGUUUGGGAAUUUGAGGAGCGUCAUGGAAAUGUAAGUAUUUUUUCUUUUCUCGAGGAGAGAUGAAGAUAUUGUGCUAGGGAUUAUCUCCGCUGUCUAUCAUCGUUGCCGUCAGUAACCCUGUGCUCGUGUGUCAGUGAUUUGUCGGGCAAUCACCUCUCAGGUUCAAUCCCUGAAGAACUAGGGCUCCUGCAGAAUCUGAUGUUCCUGUAAGCCUACCCAGCAUCAUGUAAUUUAUUAUUUCAAGUGGAAAGGCUGGAAAUAUUUUCCUGCUCGCCUCCAUGGUGCUCUCCUUUAUUUUUUCCUUUGUUUGAAAUAUCCAGGAAGUUGGAGAACAACAAUUUGUCUGGGGAAAUAGUCUCCUUGAGCAACUGCUUCAGCCUCGCCGUCCUGUAAGCUGGUUCAUUUCACCUUCUCUCUCUCUCUCUCUCUCUGUGUAGACUUCUCUCUAUUUCUCUCUAUACUCUCUCUGUCUCUCUCUCUCUCUCUUGGGGAAUGCUCAUAAUAAACUCUUACGCGUUCCAUUUCUGUGGGCAGAAAUGUCUCCUACAACAAUCUCUGGGGAGAUAUACCCACGGUGAACAAUUUUUCGCGUUUCUCUCCUGACAGGUGAGCGCCGUCGGCUGCUCAGGCCUGCCCGGUUCGCUUCCCUGACGUUCAUGUCUAACACUCCCCCCUUCUUUAAUGCAGCUUCCUCGGAAACCCUUCUCUCUGUGGGUACUGGGUCAACUCCCCAUGCCACGCAAGUCAUCCGGCCCAGAAUGGUGACCACCUCCACCCUCUCCUCUCUCACACCUCAAAACUGUCCAUACUUGGAGAAUCACAGUUCGGUCACAACGCUCUUCCUCCACCGUUUCCAGCUUCUGUAUCGAAAGCGGCGAUUCUGGGCAUCGCGCUGGGCGGUCUCUUCAUCCUUCUCAUGAUCUUGGUGGCCGCAUGCCGGCCCUACAGCCAACCCGCCUCACUUGACGGCUGCGAGAGCAAACCAGGUAGGCCAUCCUUUCCGAUCAUCUCAAAAGCUGUUUCGCUCCUCUUUGGUGGAUGGGUGGGUGAGUGCAUCAAUAAAAUCACUUCUCUACCAGUCAGCGACCCUUCGCCGAAGCUGGUGAUCCUCCACAUGAACAUGGCGCUCCACGUGUACGAGGACAUCAUGAGGAUGACCGAGAACCUGAGCGAGAAGUACAUUAUCGGGUACGGCGCGUCAAGCACGGUUUACAAGUGCGUCCUGAAGAACUGCAAGCCAGUCGCCAUCAAGCGGCUCUACUCCCACUACCCGCAGAGCCUCAAGGAGUUCGAGACCGAGCUGGAGACCGUCGGCAGUAUCAAGCACCGCAACCUCGUCAGCCUCCAGGGAUACUCGCUCUCCCCCUUCGGCAACCUCCUCUUCUACGACUACAUGGAGAACGGCAGCCUCUGGGACCUCCUCCACGGUUGACCUCUUCGCCUUUCUGAUGGAGUCAAUGCGGAUUAACCCAACCCUUUUCAUGCUUAUCCAUUUUUUCUUCGCAGGGCCGUCGAAGAGGAAGAAGCUGGACUGGGAGACCCGGCUGAGGAUAGCGCUGGGGGCGGCGCAGGGGCUGGCCUACCUGCACCAUGACUGCAGCCCCCGCAUCAUCCACAGGGACGUGAAGUCGUCGAACAUCCUCCUGGAUAAGGACAUGGAGGCCCACCUCACGGACUUCGGCAUAGCGAGGAGCCUCUGCGUGUCCAAGACCCACACCUCCACCUACGUCAUGGGGACCAUCGGCUACAUUGACCCCGAGUACGCCCGCACCUCGCGCCUCAACGAGAAGUCCGACGUCUACAGCUACGGGAUCGUCCUUCUCGAGCUCCUCACCGGCCGGAAGGCCGUCGACGACGAGUCCAACCUCCAGCAGCUGGUGAGAGCAGCAAUCUUGGUCGUGGAGGCCUUUUUUUUUCAUGGGGAGAUAGGAUGAGUUGACUUGACGAGUUCUUUCUAUUUGUGUUGUUUUUCCUCUGGGAUGGUCUGCAGAUAAUGUCCAAGGCGUUGAGCAAUCUGGUGAUGGAGACGGUGGAUCCGGAGAUCACGGCGUCGUGUGGGGACAUGGGGGCGGUGAAGAAGAUGUUCCAGCUGGCGCUGCUGUGCACGAAGAAGCAGCCGUCGGACCGGCCCACCAUGCACGAGGUGUCCCGCGUGCUCGGCUGCCUGGUCGGCCCCGAGGCUUCUCCGCCAACGACGACGAAGCAUCUGCUGCAGCAGCCGGCGCAGCCGCAGCAGGCGCUGCCGCCGGCCUCGCAGGUGCCGGGCUUUGCCGGCGCGCUGGGCUGCGCGUCGCUGAGCGCGUCUGACGGCCAGCUGUUCCGCCGGUUCGGCGAGGUGAUAUCCCAGAACAGCGAGUGA
Molecule: messenger RNA, 6259 nt
Organism: Spirodela intermedia
Lineage: Eukaryota; Viridiplantae; Streptophyta; Magnoliopsida; Alismatales; Araceae
Source: the annotation of a GenBank genome assembly